GCCAAAUAGCCAAUAUUCAAUAAGUCUUCAUAGUAGUUUAAAGACCGAGUAUACUGUGCAUAAUAAGUAAUAACCCUAGCUUUAAUAAAAUAAAUCAAACACCUAAUAUUAUCUUACUAUUAAAUUGUUUCAAAUUUCGAUUCUAAACCAAAUUCUUGAGUCAAGACAUUGAAAUUACAAAAAUAAAGUUAAAAUAUGUUAUAUCUUUAGGUAUAUAAAUGAGUAAUAAUUUUAUUUUUUGCAAGUGAUUGUUUACUAACCAAUUAAAUGUUCAAUUUAUAAAACUUAUAAAAUGAAUAUAGAAGACAGACGUGAAGCGAGGCGCAAAAGAAUAUUAGAGAAUUCAGAACAUAGACUUAAAAAAAUUACUUCAUUAAAUUCUAAUCAAAACAUAUUAAACGAACAAUCUGAAUUUAUAAAAGACAAACCUGAAAAUUGUUCACAGAAUUCUGAAUUGCCCGAUUUUUCUGUUCAGAAAUGUUUUAAAGAAAAUGUGAUACCAACAGUUAUUGAAAACCAACAAGUGUUUAACUAUAAACCUGAUCAUUUCAAUCCAAAAUUACAUUCCAAAAAUGUUAAAUAUGAAAUUAAAUUUUCAUUUAUUACAAUCUUACAUAUUGUAUUAUCUCAAAUUGUUUUAGUGUUAUUCUACUAUGACUUAGGAUUUUUAUUUGGCAAUUCAAUAGUAGUGCCAUUUUUGCUUAGUUCAAUACCUGAAUUAUAUUCAUCAAAGGAACAACAUGAUAGUAUACACAUGAUUGUGUUGUUAAUGAUGGGGUUUUCUCAUAAUUUGGCAAGAAAUAUAUCUAGAUUUUUCAAAUUGGCAAGCACAACAGGGAAAAGAUUUUGUAUAUAUAUAUUUUGUUUUAUAUGUUCAUAUUCAAUACUCACAAAUCUAUAUUUUGAUGUUAAACUUAAUAAUUCUAUACGAUAACAAAUUUAUUUAUUUGUGAAAUGUAUGAUUUUAAUUUUUUUUACAAUGGUAUUAAUAAAUUUAAUGUACCACAAUAUGAUGAAUUUAAUAUUUUAGGCCAUUAGAAUAUGUUUUGGGAGUUUUUAAUUUAAAUAUUU
Molecule: messenger RNA, 1071 nt
Organism: Rhopalosiphum maidis (corn leaf aphid)
Lineage: Eukaryota; Metazoa; Arthropoda; Insecta; Hemiptera; Aphididae
Exons: 3
Coding region: 293-934 (213 amino acids)
Source: RefSeq, a predicted model, not a curated record